Molecule: messenger RNA, 530 nt
Organism: Telopea speciosissima
Lineage: Eukaryota; Viridiplantae; Streptophyta; Magnoliopsida; Proteales; Proteaceae
Product: cytochrome c oxidase subunit 6b-2-like
Exons: 4
Coding region: 69-302 (77 amino acids)
Cellular component (GO): respiratory chain complex IV; mitochondrion
Source: RefSeq, a predicted model, not a curated record
AAUAAAACCACCAAUCUGUUCUUCAAUUUUGCGUCUGCAAAGCGUUCGUAGUUUGAUCUGAUCGGAAAAUGGCGGAGAUUGAAUUGAAAACAGCACCAGCUGAUAUUCGUUUCCCUACCACAAAUCAAACUAGACAUUGUUUCACUCGCUACAUUGAGUUUCACAGGUGUCUGGCAACAAAAGGUGAGGAAUCUGCUGAUUGUGAAAAGUUCGCAAGAUACUACCGUUCCCUCUGCCCUGGUGAAUGGAUUGAGAGAUGGGAGGAUCAGAGGGCUCAGGGAACUUUCCCCGGUCCUCUGUGAUUGCCCUGCUUGCUUUGUUUUCUGUGGCCAGUUCUGCAUGGGAACUAUGGAUUGAUCAACUUUCACUUCAGACUUCUUGUGAUUUUUGAAGAAAGCAAUUGACAUAAUAAAAUGAUAUUGGAAACAGUUUGGAGUUGUUUUAACUCUAGUGCUAGAUCAUGGGGCUGACCUGGUUGAAAUGCACCCAGAUCUUUUCAGAUGUUCUUCAAAUUAUGAUUUCGUGGUUUU